UCCAAUCUAUACCAACUUCUCGGUGUCAUAUAUUUUUAAUCGUUGAGUUUAUCUACGGAUUUACUAUUUAUAGUCUUUCAUAAUAUUCUAAAUUAAGGCAGGUAAACUCUAUUCGCAAAACAAAUAAUGCAUGUGCGUUGAGUGGAAACAUAAUAUUAUUUGAGUUAAAUAGUGCUGAAUAUAAGAACAAUCCAUAAAAAAAUCGGGGUAGGGGGUUAAGGUAUAGGAACAAUUGUAAAACUCAAUUAAUUUUUUAGCAGAGUAAAAUAUGAGUGUACAAGGAUUCACAGGCAUCGUGCAAGGCCCACUAGCCCAGUAUUUACAAAUUUCACUAAAGAUAGGAGGUGAUGUAGCUCAACACAGCCAACUGGUGAACCAGGCAUUCAAUGCACAAUUACAAUUUCUGCAACUGGCUAGUCAGUCAGGAAAGCCGGCAAGUCAGAAUGACCUGAUGAAUUUUUUGAGACCAACAAGUGACUGUAUCAGUGCCAUACAAAAUUUUCGAGAAUCAAAUCGCACUUCUGCAUUUUUUAAUCAUUUGUCCGCCAUCAGCGAAAGCAUACCAGCGCUGGGAUGGGUCACAGUGAGUCCAGCUCCUGCACCUUACGUCAAGGAAAUGAACGAUGCUGGUCAGUUCUACACGAACAGGGUACUGAAAGACUGGAAAGAAAAGAAUAAAAACCAUGUAGACUGGGUGAAGUCCUGGAUACAGACCUUAACUGAACUUCAGGCGUUUGUUAAGCAAUUCCACACCACGGGCCUUGUUUGGGGUGGUAAGGGGGUUGCUGCUGCACCUCCACCACCAUGUGCACCACUACCACCCCCUCCUCUUGCAGAUUUCAAUGCUGCGCCCACCGAUCCUGGUGUUGACAGAUCAGCGCUCUUUGCGCAGCUCAACCAAGGAAUGAAUAUCACAAGCCAUUUAAAAAAAGUUACACCAGACAUGCAAACACAUAAGAACCCGACUAUAAAGCAAGUGGGUCCUGUGCCAUUCAGGGGGGGCGAUUUGUCUGGAGGUCCUGGUGGCAUUCAAGCGGACAAGCCGCCUAAAUUUGUUAAUGAUGGGAAAAAGUGGAUAAUUGAAUACCAAAAAGGAAAUCACCAACUGCUUAUUGAAAACACUGAAAUGAGCAAUGUCGUUUAUUUAUAUAAGUGUAUCGAUUCAACGGUUAUUAUUAAAGGGAAAAUAAAUUCUAUUACGAUGGAUUCUUGUAAGAAGACGGCAGUUGUGGUUGACUCUCUAGUGUCAGUGAUAGAAUUUAUCAACUGUCAAUCAGUUCAGAUGCAGGUGUUUGGUAAGGUUCCAACAAUAUCUAUUGACAAAACUGAUGGUUGCCAAAUUUAUUUAAGUCGGGACUCCUUGGAUGUAGAGAUUAUAUCUGCAAAAUCUUCGGAAAUGAACGUCCUGAUACCCAAAGGCAAUGGAGAUUAUACUGAGGUACCAAUCCCCGAACAAUUCAAGACGACUGUUUUACCAAAUAAUACUCUCUCCACAGUAGUAGUAGAAAGCAAAGGUUAAAUUCACUGUAUUAUAAAUAUACUUAAUAUUUUAUGUUUAAUUGUAUCAAAGCGUUUUCUAAUCGAGACAUUCUGGAUAAAUAAGAAAUACUAUACGGUGGGUUUAUACUUAUUUUGUGUAUAGGUUCGGCUGAAUUCGACUUUUGGGGAGUUUAAUGUAUUUCCCGAAAAGAAAGAAAUAUAUAUAUAUCUGGCUCGACAUUCGACAAAGGUUGAAGGACGAUAACCACAUCUCAACAUAUUUAUUCGUUUAACUAAUACUAAAAAAAUUAAAUAGAAAAGUCAAAUUUAAAAUAAAUCUGCAUGAUUUUUUUUUAAAAAGUCUUAUCGAAGACCACCAAUCUCUCUGAUAUUUACGCGUAACAUAAUUUGUCUAUUCUGAACGAUUAUACCUACAGUGUUGCCGAUGUGACAUAUAACUCUAACUUUUUAUAUAAAAUAGGAAGAACGAAGAUAAAUGAAUACAUAUUUUUUAAACAAUAAGUCAAACAAUAAUAUCUCCUUAAAAUUAUUCACGGUCUCCUCCUCCCCUUGCAUUGAUUUUAUGUGUUAUUAACUCAAUGUUCAAUUUGACUUUCGGGACAAGCGUUGCAGUUUGGCGUAAGCACACUAGUGAGAAUUGCUUUAUUUCAUUUGGAACAUAAUUUUUGUACAAAAUCAGAACACGCAUUUCUGGCGUCAAAUUUAAUAUUCGUUAUUUGUGCUUUGUAAUUUAUUUUUUAAAUACAUUGUCCAGUUCUAAAUUAAAUUACUUAUAGUGUGCUUAUUAGUUAGUUGUGUACAUGUGGAUGGGAAGGUUAUGACAACUUUAGAUUGACAGGUUGUUCAGUAAAAGUGUUUCAUUUUUAUCAACUGUUUAAGUGCCUUCAUUUUCAGUAAGCUUUUAUUUGUUAAAUUUAUUUCUGAGAUUUGCUUUUUAAAAGUGUAAUGCAAUUUUAAACGUUGUGAAAUUAAUUUAGGUUUAUGGUUUCCUUUAUUAUGAAGAGAGCUAAAGUUAAAUUAGGAUAUGUCCAGUUCAUCAGGGUUUAAUCCGCAGUAUGAAACUACAUAACUUUCUUGACAUGUAACUUGGCAUGCAUUAAUGAUUGCCUUUCAUGUAGACAGCGUUCUUAAAAUGUACCUGUGGGCGGAUGGACUUUAAAAAAAAUCCGAGUGUAUCGCUGAAUUCUAUGCAAAAACCAAAUAUUUUUACAGAAAAGUUCAUCAUAGAAAAGGGACCAAAAUUGAAAAUCAUCCCGUAAUUCUAAAACGAAUACCAAGAUGUGGUUUUAUCAUUUAACUUUUGCGGAAAAUCAAACUACCAUUUUUCUAUUUUUUAGGAAAUCGGUGAAACCCUCCAAAAGUGUAAGAUUGGCCCACCCUGUAUGGGAUAAUUCAUAAUUUUCUUUUUAUAGCAAUUUAUUUCUUUGCGAAUUUUUCUUUCAAACAUCCCAUAUUUUUAUGCAGAAUUCAGAUAUCUUCACCGUAAAAAAAUAUAUCGCAGUAAAAAUGAGUAUUAUGGAUCACCUGGUACAACCAACUUAUUUUUCAGAUGUCAAAUGUAAUAUUUCCACUCUUGCUAAAACAUGUUUUGCUUUAUAAUAAAGCUUUAUAUUAA
This is a messenger RNA of Anoplophora glabripennis (Asian longhorned beetle), 3115 nucleotides long. Its product is annotated as adenylyl cyclase-associated protein 1. Gene Ontology annotation, cellular component: cytoplasm. The transcript is spliced from 6 exons. The record is from RefSeq and is a predicted model, not a curated record. Gene Ontology annotation, molecular function: adenylate cyclase binding; actin binding. Lineage: Eukaryota; Metazoa; Arthropoda; Insecta; Coleoptera; Cerambycidae. Bases 269 to 1519 code for a protein of 416 amino acids. Gene Ontology annotation, biological process: cytoskeleton organization; cell morphogenesis; regulation of adenylate cyclase activity.